Messenger RNA from Gastrolobium bilobum, 2533 nucleotides. RefSeq names its product tRNA-dihydrouridine(47) synthase [NAD(P)(+)]-like. The coding region runs from base 115 to 2160 and encodes 681 amino acids. Lineage: Eukaryota; Viridiplantae; Streptophyta; Magnoliopsida; Fabales; Fabaceae. Gene Ontology annotation, molecular function: flavin adenine dinucleotide binding; tRNA dihydrouridine synthase activity; metal ion binding. The record is from RefSeq and is a predicted model, not a curated record. Gene Ontology annotation, biological process: tRNA processing. The transcript has 10 exons.
GAUAGAGUAUAGAAAUCUGUUUGAUGGAGUCCCUGAAACGUUUCACUAAACCCUAACAAGAAGGACCCGUACAAAAGACCAACAACCUUAACAAGAACGUUUUUUUGUGGCGACAUGGAAAUGGACCAGGACGAGGAAGAGUGUCACCAAGGUCAAGGAAGCUCUGGAGUGGCUAAACAAACCCCAGAGCAACUCGUGGCUAGGGCCAUAGCUCCUGUCAAGAAGGACUUCCUUCGUCCUCCUCCUGUUCGGGCUCCCUCUUCAAACGACGACGUUUCCCUCACCAACGAUAAGGCUCCUGUUGUGGUUAAGGAGAAGAAGUCUAAGCGCCAGCUCAAACGCGAACGUCGUCAGGAUCAAAAGUCAGCACGAAACCUGUGUCCGGAAAUUGCAAAGACAGGUGAUGUUAGUUCAUGUCGUUACAAAGACAAUUGUCGCUUCAGCCAUGAUUUAGAAGCCUUCAAGUCACAGAAACCAGCUGAUCUAGAAGGAAAGUGUCCUUUCUUAAAAUCUGAAGGCUCUUGCCCUUAUGGCUUAGCGUGUAGAUUUUCUAGUACGCAUCAAGAUGGUAUUCCUUCUGGCAAUCUGAAUGGUCUGAAGAACAGUUCUGAGGUAAAUGGGUUAAGCAAAGAUGUUCAAAAGCUUUUGUGGAAAAAUAAGAUGAGCUUCGCCAAGGCAGAUGCCAAACUCAAAAGUCUUGGCCUCGUGGGACUCUCCAAGUCGAAAAGGAAUGACUUGGAAAAUAAAGAUGGGGGCAACACGGUUUCAAAUAAAUCCGAUCAUUCUGAAGACAAUGGCUCUUGUGUAGUUACCUCCGACUCAGGCUCUAAGUUAGAAUGCUCUGCAGAAGUUAUAAAAGAUGAUGAAUCAGAUGGAAAAUGUGAAUCUAAUGCACUUUGUCCCCAGAAGAGAAGAAAAACUGCGGAAAAUUAUGGUUCUGGGGAGACAGAAAAUGAAGAUGUGAGUGUUAAUGAGCAAAUUACUGAAAGUAGCUGCAUAACAUCUGAACCAGAAGCUGGAACUGAUGUUACAACCCCAGAAACCGAUCUAAGCCUGAAGUUGCACUCACGUGAAAAGAAGCUUAUUGAUUACAGGGAGAAGUUGUAUCUUGCACCCUUGACCACUGUUGGAAAUCUCCCUUUCCGGAGAGUUUGCAAAGUAUUAGGAGCUGAUGUAACAUGUGGUGAAAUGGCAAUGUGCACAAAUCUUUUGCAGGGUCAAGCUUCAGAAUGGGCAUUGCUGAGACGUCAUUCAUCUGAAGAUUUAUUUGGUGUACAAAUCUGUGGGGCAUAUCCGGAUACUGUGGCACGAACAGUUGAACUAAUAGAGCAGGAAUGUUCAAUAGACUUUAUUGAUAUAAAUAUGGGUUGCCCUAUUGACAUUGUUGUGAAUAAGGGUGCUGGAUCAGCUCUUCUUACAAAACCAAUGCGGAUGAAAAAUAUUGUAGCAGUAGCUUCAGGCACAGCGGACAUACCAAUAACUGUCAAGGUACGGACUGCUUAUUUUGAAGGGAAGAACCGCAUUGAUUCUCUGAUUGCAGACAUUGGCUCUUGGGGAGCUAGUGCAUUGACAAUACAUGGUAGGUCACGUCAGCAACGCUAUAGCAAGCUUGCUGACUGGGACUACGUAUACCAAUGUGCCAGGAAGGCCCCUAAUACUUUGCAAGUAGUGGGGAAUGGAGAUGUUUUUUCAUUUGUAGACUGGAAUAACCACAGAACUGAAUGCCCUGAACUUGCUACGUGCAUGAUUGCUCGUGGUGCACUGAUUAAACCUUGGAUAUUUACAGAGAUCAAGGAACAGAGACAUUGGGAUAUUAGUUCUUGCGAGCGACUAAAUAUUCUCAAAGAUUUUGUUAAUUUUGGCCUUCAGCACUGGGGUUCUGACACAAAAGGAGUGGAGACAACCAGGCGUUUCUUGUUGGAAUGGCUUAGCUACGCUUGUAGGUACAUACCUGUUGGUCUUUUGGAUGUGGUUCCGCAACGAUUAAAUUGGCGUCCACCAUCAUACUAUGGGCGUGAUGAGCUUGAGACGCUGAUGGCCUCGGACUCAGCAGCUGACUGGAUACGAAUAUCAGAGAUGUUACUUGGCAAGGUUCCAGAUGGCUUUACAUUUGCACCAAAGCAUAAAUCAAAUGCUUACGAUAGAGCUGAAAAUGGUUGAUUCUGCAGUUUAUUUGCAAUACUGAUUAUGAUGAGAGUCAUUUUCAAUACUGACUCAUGAAGAUGUGCCUGUGGGAUAUUUAAAAAGCUGAAGAUGCAUAUGUGAGCAUUCUUAUGGAUUGGGGAAGCGGUUCAUAGUUGACCUUGAUUUUUGAACCUAUAUACAAUAGCUUCACUUCUCUAAUAAGAAACUGAACAUUUCAUAAUCAUUGACAUUUGAAAUGUAACUAAUAAUUGUUUUUCGAGUCAGGCCAAAUUGCAGGCUCGGGCCAAUAUUUAUUUUUAUACUUGCAGUGCCCAUUUAUGCCACCGCUUUAUUAGUUUUUCUUUUGUUUCUUUUCAACUGUUUGGAUAGAAGUGAGGAUGGUUGGUAG